AUGUUGAUUACUCUAGAAUGCGUUAUACUUGCGUUACAGGCGGUUGCUGCAGUUCGACUUGCAUUAGAAUCACCUUUUGAAAUUACCGGUCAAUCAAACAAUAGGCUGUCAAAACGAUCACCCGUUGUGUUGGAUGGUGAUAUCACAAAAUGUUACACAAUUAAAGUCAAUGUUGAUGGAGUCAAUUUGAAUUUACAAGUCGAUUCAGUAAUGUCUGAUACAAUCGUACCACUUCCUAGUUCAAGCAGCAAUGUAGGUUUGACUCCGCAACACACUCCAAGUGGGGAACCCGUUACUAUAGGUUACAAAGGCGAUGAGUAUAAUGGGUUUAGUUCCACAGCCGAUGUGACGAUUCCAGGUACUGGGAUAACUGACAUCAAUUUACCAGUACUAUCAGUUGAAAGACAAUCGGCAGAUAUAGUUGGUAUCAAUCCAAAUCUUGAUGGAAUAUUUGGGUUUGGCUAUACCUCGUUAUCAAAUCAUCACUCACAAACCACUGCAAUGGAUGUUUUGUACACCAGUGAUGUCAUUCCUAAUAACGAGAUUGGUCUUCAAUUAUGUCCGUAUGAAAUGACUUCAAAUAGCUUCAUCAAUAUAGGAAACACGGAUAUAACUCCAAAAUGCGGGACAGAUGGAACAAUCAAUGACGAACAAGUGGAGCUGCCCGAGGAAUUCCAAAAAACAAUAAUGGAAAAUGGACGUAUUUUGUACUCGAGUGUGGAAACAUGCUUUUUACAUAUGCGUUUUCCUGAAGUAGUCGUGACAGCGUUGAUCAAUGCUAUUCUUGAUAGUGGUGCGAUCACUGUCAACAUUAAUAUAUUUAGUGACAAACUCGGAAAAGUAAUGGUUAAAAAAAUAUUUUCGCAAAACUACGCAAUGCUUGAAUCCGGUUUUGAUAUCGAUUGGGGCAAGCUGCCAACGCUUUCAAUUACAAUGUUUGCUGAAAACCCCGUAACUGAUGCCAAUCGCAAUUCUGUUGUAACAAUCAAGUUGGGUCCCAAAGACUAUAUACAGAGAGCUGGUUCUAAAAAUUGUAAAUAUUUGACAAUUGUAUGCAUUAGAUUUGCUGUAGGAGUUGAUUCAAAUGACAAUGCAAUUCUCGGUAUUCCAUUUAUGGCCCAACUUGGAUUGACAUUUGAUUUACAAAAUAAACGCAUUGGGUUUGGUGCUGGAUGUGGAUGCAAAGUCUCAACUGAGUAA
Batrachochytrium dendrobatidis JAM81 is the source of this 1200-nucleotide messenger RNA. RefSeq lists its product as uncharacterized. The record is from RefSeq and is a predicted model, not a curated record. Gene Ontology annotation, biological process: proteolysis. Gene Ontology annotation, molecular function: aspartic-type endopeptidase activity. Bases 1 to 1200 code for a protein of 399 amino acids. NCBI's taxonomy places the organism in Eukaryota, Fungi, Chytridiomycota, Chytridiomycetes, Rhizophydiales. The transcript is spliced from 4 exons.